This is a messenger RNA of Klebsormidium nitens, 1106 nucleotides long. The record is from the annotation of a GenBank genome assembly. NCBI's taxonomy places the organism in Eukaryota, Viridiplantae, Streptophyta, Klebsormidiophyceae, Klebsormidiales, Klebsormidiaceae.
GGGGCCCACCUGUACAUGUCGCCACUACUGCGCCAGCUAGCGCUGCUGCAGCCUGCAUAUUGCCAUUGGUCAUUGCAUGAUCCAAAGCUAGCGAGAGCAUUUCAAAAGCUUCAGCUUUCAGACAUUGUGUGCAAGUUUUUUUGGGCGCGCCUCAAAAGUAAAGAGUUAUUACAUUGCAGCCUGCCAAUUUUUACGCCUGCGUGUCCACCUUCGCCUGAAAGCACAAAAUUGCAAAAAGAUGGACUCCAUCCAGAAUGAGUUGGUGAAGCGGUUUGCCAAAAACAAGCUGCAGGAGUUAAUGGGAGGGGGGCAGGCGUCCUCCAAGCAUGAUGCUCAGAGCAUGGUGAUUGACAUGGUCAAGUCCCAGUUUGGGCUCGGACAUGACGAUGCCAAGAAAGUCACUCACGAGAUGACAGGUCCAGCAGAGGAGGAGUCUGGAGGAUUUGGCGGAAUGAUGGGAAAGGCAGCUAACUUCCUUGGGGGUGGGGAUGAGAAGCAUCAGAUGCAAGGUGGGGCCGGCUAUGGCAAUCAGAUGGGCGGGGAGUCCUAUGGGCAGGGUGGCUUCGGAGGCGGCGGCUACGGAGGCGGCCAGCAGGGAGGGGACAUGAUGGGACAGGCGGAGCGGCUGGCAAUGCAGGCACUUGGAGGGGGGCAGGGCGGCAACCAAGUUGUGGGAAUGCUCAUGGACAAGUUCGGGUUGGACCAUGGUAGUGCGCGGGAAGUCGUCAACAGACAGCAGGGGAACAUGGACGGAGCUGCAGGGGGAGGGAGUGGGGCUAUGGGCGGAUUCGCGGAGAAAGCAGAGGGCUUCUUGGAGAGGAUGACAGGACAGUAGGCAUGCUGAUGGUUUCUGGGACAGACUCGGAGGACACUUGCACGCAGUAGGUUAGAGUAGAUGGACGUCGCUUAGAGUUCCUUUUGAUUUUGAACACCACGCGGGUCGUGAAUAAACUUACCACAGACCAGUGUCGAACGAGUCAUUCGUUGAAUGUGAGGGAUCGUUUUAUCACUAGCCUUAAGAGCCAUGCAUAUGAUCCUUGACUGAUGCUUGAUUUGGAUGGCACCGACAGUCAAAUCUUCAAUGUGGAAUUAUCAGUACUGAGGCG